AUGACCAAGUUUCUUGCAGGCUACUUAGGACUACGCAACCUCCACAUCAAAGUACCAAAAAUCGCGGCAAGUGGCAAAGACCUAAAACUUCAGUGCACGUUUGAUCUGGAGGGGGAGAGGCUAUACCAACUGAAAUGGUAUAGCAAAAGCAAGGAGUUCUAUCGUUACACUCCUUCCGAUCCGAAGCCGAUAAAGCAGUACGGCCUCGAAGAAGGCAUCCGCGUUAAAGAAAGCGAAUCCAACGAUACCGUGGUGGUUCUCGAAGACAUUACCAGGAAAAUGAGUGGACCGUUUAGUUGCGAAGUUACCGAGGAAGUGUCAUUUUUCACGGCUAUGAAAACCGCAUACCUUGAGGUUGUAGAUCUUCCUCUAGGAGAUUUUUACAUCUCCGGUGUGCAAAAGUACUACCAUUUGAAUGACAUUCUCUCGGCGAACUGUACUGUCGAAAAGUCAUGUUCCGGGGCGAACAUAACUUGGUAUAUCAACGGUAUGCCGAUUCGCCACGGCACUUCUAAGCAUACCACAAGAUCUGAACUUUGUCCAACAGUAUAUUCGCAUUUGCGUAUUCGAGUAGAUAGAAAAUAUUUCGCGAAUCCGUAUUUGAGAGUUCGAUGCGCUGCCAGCAUAUACAAUCUCUAUCACAACAGCAGAGAAGAGACGGCUUUCUUGUGGGAACGCAGAAAAGUCCUCACGACCACCGAGUCGCCUUUCAAACUCACAGAAAACGACGAAUACACUAAACUGUUGUUUUCGUUUCCGCCUCAAAGUGACAAGGCCGGAUCGCGAUUCUGCAGGACUGUUUUGACAGCCACGUCGCUGAUUAGUUUAUAUUUUUUUAGUUGAUACUCAAAUAUUAAAAAUAACCUUUAAAAAUUAAAAAUAUAUGUGAUACGAAACGUUGUUCGGUAUGAUACGCGAUCAGUUACUAACAUGCAAUGGCACAAAAAAACUACCUACUUAUUUUUACUGCAAAGUUGAAAAUAUGUAAAUAUGCAUAUAUCUACUAUCAAUUUAGAUAACAUAUAUGCGUUUUUCAUUAUAUCUAUUUUUUUUAUUUACAAACCCAAAGGCGAUCGGGCACGCAAGCGACAUUGUCCAAUGACGGGUAUUAAGCAUUACAGGAGGUUCGAAAAUUGAGUUCAGGAACUUCUAUGAAAGAUUCGUCGGGCCCCAAAAAAAAGAAGCCAUCCGAUUAGGGUCUGGUGAGCGAGGAGGCUAAGCUGGAGGUCCGCCUCGACCUAUCCAUCGAUGUUCAAAUGCCUAUUUUAAUACCUUCGUACAGUCAAUGUAAAAUGUUUUAUCCCCACUGCAAGGGUACUUCUUCAAGCAAAGAGCGUGGAUCCUCUUGGAGAAAUUGCAAAUACAUUUGCCCAUUAAGCGAUCCGUUAGAGAAAGGAGGUCCUAUAAGUUUAUCUCCUAUA
Messenger RNA from Cylas formicarius (sweet potato weevil), 1421 nucleotides. RefSeq lists its product as uncharacterized. The transcript is spliced from 4 exons. Lineage: Eukaryota; Metazoa; Arthropoda; Insecta; Coleoptera; Brentidae. Bases 1 to 843 code for a protein of 280 amino acids. The record is from RefSeq and is a predicted model, not a curated record.